Octodon degus (degu) is the source of this 3485-nucleotide messenger RNA. RefSeq names its product myotubularin related protein 9 (gene Mtmr9). The transcript has 10 exons. Lineage: Eukaryota; Metazoa; Chordata; Mammalia; Rodentia; Octodontidae. The record is from RefSeq and is a predicted model, not a curated record. The coding region runs from base 1488 to 3137 and encodes 549 amino acids. Gene Ontology annotation, biological process: negative regulation of autophagy.
AAACCAAAGCUUAGGGCUUUACACAAAGCUUUCCCUGAUUCUUCAUCCUGGAACUAAAUGCUCCCUUCCACAACUGGUAACUGUUAUAACGAAACACAUAAACGAAAGAUAAAAAAUUCCAGUUAAAAAAUACUCAAGAUGAUUUCCCUUAUCAUCCCGUUUCUGUUGGUGUUUUUCUUUUGCAGACAAAUAAGCUACAUUGUGCUUGCUGGGGUAGCAAUUUUGUACACAAUUUUGCUUCAAGAGGAGAACAUUUCCAAAAGGACAAAGACAAAAUAAGCUUAAGCGUGUUGAUCUGGUGAGGUCUGGUCUUUGAACACAUUGAGGUUUUGGCCGACUCACAGUUCUGAGGUACCAGAUGGCGAGGGCUUCAACGACUAAUGAAGUAAAAGCUGGCCAGGACUCAAAUAUAUUUGCCUGCUAUUUCCUUUAGAGUAACAACGUCAGUUUAGUGGGGGAACGGAGGAGGUACAAACAAGGAAAACUUAUACUAGUACAGCUCUGGCGUAGCUGGGGUGCCAGAGCGUAGCUGCGCUCACUUGCAGCUAGCGGGGAGCUGCGCAGUAGCGACCAAUCCUGGAUCCUCUGGCAAAUCCUUGCAGGGACAUCCCUUCCCCUCCGUGCAGCGAAUCUGCACCCAUCUAGCUGCCCUUGCCAGGCAUUUGGAUGCUUUCUUGCUCCUUGCUCAAGGUCACAACGCCAAGGCAGCUCCUGCGUCCGUGGACUUUUCCCUGGUCACGUUCACUGAUUUCUCUUCACGGCGAAUGCAUAAAAACCGUCCCAGUUGACCGCAGUGCCACGCCCUGAGACCUCUUGAGAAGCUGUUACUCAAGUAAGGGAGAAAGGAGGGGGACCUCUUCUCAUCACCUCUUCCUGGGCGUUGUCCAAGGAGGUGUGCGGCGGGAGGGCGUAAAAUCAAAGCACUUUCCUAGUAGGAACAAAUAUUCCAGUCGGGUUGUGUUUCCGGAGGUAUUCGGCGGACCCGGCGGAGACGAACUUCCGGUGCUGACCUCGCAGUCUUCCGAGUUUUCAGCUCGACUGUUUCCGCCCGGAGUUACGAUGGACUGCAGUUGAGAACGGCUCCUUCCGCCAGGAGUGCCUAGCGGCUCGGGCUGGACAGCUGGCCCUUCAGUGGCCUUCUCCUUCUUCCUCCAGCUUGCCCGCCCGAGCCCUGGUGCCUUGGCGGCGGCGGGCUGCUGCGGAGCCAGCCGCGGCCGUUCUCUGCGGCCGAGUCAGGGGCCUGGGAGAACGAGAAGUGCCUGCGAGGCGCCGCGGCCCGACCCAGCCAGUCUGCGGCGGCGGCCGAGAGCGUCCCUUGGGCCUCGCCGCGCCCACCGGCCUGGGGCGGGGCCGCCUCCUCGCCCGGGACUGCGCCCCGCGGCCCAUCCGGUACCCGGCCGUCCUUGGCCAGCCUCAGCCUCGCCGCGGUGUGAGCGCCCAGCCCCUCGGGGACCCGGCCGCCCCCUGGCUCGGGCCGCAGGGGGAGCAUGGAGUUUGCGGAGCUGAUCAAGACCCCACGGGUGGACAAUGUGGUGCUGCACCGGCCUUUCUACGCGGCCGUCGAGGGGACCCUGUGCCUGACUGGCCACCACCUGAUCCUGUCCUCCCGGCAGGACAACACGGAGGAGCUAUGGCUCCUCCAUUCAAACAUCGACGCCAUCGACAAGCGAUUUGUGGGAUCACUGGGUACAAUCAUCAUAAAAUGUAAAGAUUUUCGAAUUAUUCAGUUGGAUAUUCCUGGAAUGGAAGAAUGUUUAAAUAUAGCCAGUUCCAUUGAGGCCCUGUCCACCCUGGACUCCAUCACCCUGAUGUACCCCUUCUUCUACCGGCCGAUGUUUGAGGUGAUAGAGGACGGCUGGCAUUCCUUCCUUCCUGAGCAAGAGUUUGAACUCUACUCUUCUGCCACCAAUGAAUGGCGGCUAAGCUAUGUCAAUAAGGAAUUUGCUGUCUGUCCUUCAUACCCACCAAUUGUCAUAGUGCCCAAAACCAUCGAUGAUGAAGCUCUUCGGAAGGUAGCUACGUUUCGGCAUGGAGGGCGCUUCCCAGUGCUAAGCUAUUAUCACAAAAAGAAUGGAAUGGUAAUUAUGCGGAGCGGCCAGCCUCUCACAGGCACCAACGGGAGAAGGUGCAAGGAAGACGAGAAGUUGAUAAACGCGACCCUCAAGCCGGGCAAGCGGGGUUACAUCGUGGACACGCGGUCUCUGAAUGUGGCCCAGCAAGCGAGAGCCAAAGGAGGCGGCUUUGAGCAGGAAGCUCAUUAUCCCCAGUGGCGGCGAAUCCAUAAAUCCAUUGAGAGAUACCACGUUCUUCAGGACAGCUUGAUCAAACUCGUGGAAGCUUGCAAUGACCAGACGCAUAACAUGGACCGCUGGCUCGGGAAGCUGGAGGCCUCCAACUGGCUGAGCCAUGUCACAGAGAUCCUGACCGCCGCCUGCCUUGCGGCGCAGUGCAUUGACAGGGAAGGUGCAUCUGUAUUGAUCCACGGGACAGAAGGAACGGACUCCACGCUGCAGGUGACUUCUCUGGCCCAGAUCAUCCUGGAACCGAGAAGCAGGACCAUCCGGGGCUUUGAGGCAUUGAUAGAGAGAGAGUGGCUCCAGGCUGGCCACCCAUUCCAGCAGCGCUGUGCGCAGUCGGCCUACUGCAGCAGUAAGCAGAAGUGGGAGGCACCUGUGUUCCUUCUCUUCUUGGACUGUGUGUGGCAGAUACUCCGUCAAUUCCCUUGUUCUUUUGAAUUCAACGAGCAUUUCCUCAUCAUGCUCUUUGAGCAUGCUUAUGCCUCACAAUUUGGAACAUUUCUGGGCAACAAUGAAAGUGAAAGAUGUAAGCUGAAGCUGCCUCAGAAGACGAUGUCUUUGUGGUCCUGGGUCAACCGGCCCAACGAGCUGAGUCAGUUCACCAACCCUCUCUUUGAAGCCAACAACCUGGUCAUCUGGCCGUCGGUGGCCCCGCAGAGCCUGCAGCUGUGGGAAGGAAUUUUCCUACGGUGGAACAGGUCCUCCAAGUACCUGGAUGAGGCAUAUGAGGAGAUGGUGAACAUCAUUGAGUAUAACAAGGAGUUGCAAGCGAAGGUCAACAUCCUGCGGAGGCAGCUGGCCGAGCUGGAGACGGAGGAUGGGCCGCAUGAGAGCCCCUGAGCUCCCGGAGACCUGUGCAGCUGCAGUGGCCUCUCUCUGACCCUUCUGUUCACCUCUACCAAGAAGCCUGGAACUCAGGGCUUGGCUUGGGACCCCUGUCGUGCCGUGGCUUUCUCAGUACCGUGGAACAACACUCGCUGCAGUCGCACCUAUUUUAUGUGGCCUGCUGGGCAGCCCUUUGCUUUGGGAGCAGGAAGGAGGUGCUAGUCAUUUCAUUUUAGGUGACAUCCUUGACCUAGCGAAUGCCAUUGUCACAGGCCCUUCACUGAGCUUCCUCCACUCCACUUUGCGCACCGUGCUCCAGCCCAAUCCAGGACAUGAGAGUCUCUUUAGGGAAUAGUUGAUGGU